Molecule: messenger RNA, 2759 nt
Organism: Schistocerca nitens (vagrant locust)
Lineage: Eukaryota; Metazoa; Arthropoda; Insecta; Orthoptera; Acrididae
Gene: HDAC3
Product: histone deacetylase 3
Exons: 3
Coding region: 96-1394 (432 amino acids)
Molecular function (GO): histone deacetylase activity
Source: RefSeq, a predicted model, not a curated record
AUUUGUGGUUUCGUGUUUGUGUUCGUAUUUGUUUAUGGUUUGUGAUGGAUAAGGAGCCUAUGUUGUUAUGAAAAUUUUGCUCGAUAUUUUGCACAAUGUCGAAGAAAGUAGUGUCGUACUUUUACAAUCCAGAUGUGGGCAAUUUCCAUUAUGGACCAGGACAUCCUAUGAAACCACACAGACUUUCUGUUAUUCACAGUCUUGUUCUGAAUUAUGGACUUUAUAAAAAAAUGCAGAUUUAUAGACCGUACCGCGCGUCAGCACAUGACAUGUGUAGAUUUCAUUCUGAUGAAUACAUAGACUUUCUCCAGCGUGUGACACCACAAAAUUUGCAGGGCUACACGAAAUAUUUAAGUCACUUUAAUGUUGGUGAUGACUGUCCAGUUUUCGAAGGACUGUUUGACUUUUGCUCAAUGUAUACAGGAGCUUCAUUGGAGGGUGCAAUGAAGCUGAAUAACAACUGCUGCGAUAUAGCAAUAAACUGGUCUGGUGGUUUGCAUCAUGCCAAAAAAUUUGAAGCUUCAGGUUUUUGUUAUGUGAAUGACAUUGUAAUAGCAAUCUUAGAACUUCUGAAGUAUCAUGCUCGUGUAUUGUACAUAGAUAUUGACGUUCAUCAUGGGGACGGCGUGCAGGAAGCGUUUUACUUGACAGAUAGAGUGAUGACAGUUUCGUUUCACAAAUAUGGAAAUUAUUUUUUUCCUGGCACUGGUGAUAUGUACGAAAUAGGAGCUGAAAGUGGUCGUUAUUAUUCCGUGAAUGUACCCUUAAAGGAGGGUAUCGAUGACUCGAGUUAUUUUCAAGUGUUCAAACCUGUUAUAUCAAGUGUAAUGGAAUUCUACCAACCUACUGCCAUAGUUUUACAAUGCGGUGCAGACUCUCUUGCAAAUGAUCGCCUUGGAUGCUUCAGCUUAAGCACGAAAGGUCAUGGUGAAUGUGUAAAAUUUGUGAGGGAUUUAAAUGUACCUCUUUUGGCAGUUGGAGGAGGGGGCUAUACAUUAAGAAAUGUUGCUAGAUGUUGGACGUAUGAAACAUCACUCCUCGUAGAUGAACAAAUUAGUAAUGAACUACCAUAUACUGAAUACUUAGAGUACUUUGCUCCUGAUUUUACAUUGCAUCCAGAGGUUGUUACCCGACAAGAUAAUGCAAAUAGCAAGCAGUAUUUAGAAACAAUAACAAAACAUGUGUAUGAUAAUUUGAAAAUGUGUCAGCAUUCUCCCAGUGUGCAAAUGCAUGAUGUUCCAGGAGAUGCCUUUCCAUCCCAAGAUGAAGUUGGACAUGAUGAACCAGAUCCUGAUGUGCGAGUAAGUCAAGCAGAAGAGGAUCGGAGAAUUGAGCAAAAAAAUGAAUUUUAUGAUGGAGAUGAGGAUCAAGAUAAGGAGAAUUUAGGUCCAUGAGAUUCCUGAUCAGGAGAUAUAUGCAUGUAGGAUCAACUUUUUAUAAGAGUGAUCAUCAUACAAACUUAGAUGACUGUGGAGAUUGAGACUGUUAAGGAGGAUGUAUAAGGGAUUCCCAGUGAAAUUUAUGCACUACAGUCAAAACAACCUCAGCAACAUGUGGGCGGGCAUUAAUCUACAACAGAAUGACGCUAUCAAUCAGCAUUCUUUGGUAUUUGGACUUGAUGGUGCAUUUCAGUUUUUGCAAAGUGUCCACAUACCAAUGUGUGUUAAUCGUGGCACAGUGUCAAAGUCAAUAAGCAGAAAUUCAGUAAGCAAUGGGGCCUUGCAGUCAAACAAAAAUGUAAUAAUGAUUUUCUCAGAGAUGGCGUGCACAGCUUUGGCCUUUUUCGGAGGGGGCAAAUCUGUGUGCUUCCAUUGCUGAAAGUUGCUUUCUGGCUCAGAAUGGUGACUCAAUGUUUCAUCUUCCACAGCAAUACGGGAUGUGAAAUGAUGGACUUCAUCGUGAUACCAUUUCAGAUGCUGCAGUGAUGUUGACAUUAUGUUAAGACUUCUGCUCCUCCAUCAAGUAGUGGGGAACUCACAGUGCAAAGAUUUUCCAGAACUUCAGAUGCUCUGCACGAUGGCACGAGCAGUACCGUGACUGGUGCCAAACGUGAGCUGAGUGUCUUCCAUAGUCUGCAGUCGGUCAUUUGUGAUGGCAACACCCACUGCAGUAGUGACACGAUGAACCUGACCCGGCCAACAGCUGUCUUUCAGUGAUGCCUGACCACCUCAAAAUUGAUUAUUCAAUGCUAACACGUGCACAUGCGACAUACCGAGUUCGCCGUACGCAGCAGACAUUCGGUAUUCAGCUGCUGUUUUCACCCAGCACGCACUUCAAACAAAGCAUUUACAGUAGAACCUCGUUAAUCCGGCCUCGGAUGAUCCGACUCUCCACUUAGUCUGACCACACCAUUUCUGAUGUCCGCUUACAUGCACAGGCUGCUGCUACAGUUAGGAGUGGACUUUUCGUCCGUGACUCAUUGUAAGCGAUUCGAAAUUGAGCCCAGUGACACGAGUGAGUGGACCAGCACAGCUGACGCUGACUGCACAACGGAAGCAGAAUCAACUGACGACAAACUCACUGAUGCUGCGACUCGAACAACCAAUGUGAAUGAGAAAGAAGAUGAAAACAACAAAGACAGUGAACAUAUGGCUUGAGUAUCACACAUAGAUGCUAAAAAUGCAUUUGAUAUAGCCCUUCAAUACAUUGAACAAAGAUCUACGUUUCCCUCAACAGACAUUAGGUAAGGCUGGAAUGUCGUAAAAAAUCUAGGUUGUCAUCUGCUAAUCUAAAGUCUUUUGUCGUUCUGCUUAACAACA